This is a messenger RNA of Salarias fasciatus (jewelled blenny), 2231 nucleotides long. It is a transcript of the gene znf488, whose product is annotated as zinc finger protein 488. Gene Ontology annotation, molecular function: protein binding. Bases 23 to 1573 code for a protein of 516 amino acids. NCBI's taxonomy places the organism in Eukaryota, Metazoa, Chordata, Actinopteri, Blenniiformes, Blenniidae. The record is from RefSeq and is a predicted model, not a curated record. Gene Ontology annotation, biological process: regulation of DNA-templated transcription; oligodendrocyte development. Gene Ontology annotation, cellular component: nucleus. The transcript is spliced from 4 exons.
UCUCGGCACAGCAUCCUGCUCCAUGGCAUCCUCCGGUCUAACGAUGGAUCACACCUUCCUGCCUCGCUCGAUCUGGACCGGUGACAGUAAAAUCCUCCAGCAUCCAGUGGAUCUCUACACCAGCGUGGUCGUUACGCGCAGCAUCCCUGCGGGCACGUGCUUCGGACCAUGUGUGCUCCAAAACACUUUCUACGACACCAUUGCCUUCAUAGCGCAGAAAUCCUGUGACAAGAGAGCGAAAUCAUACGUGUUCAGAGUCGACCCUGAGGCGAUGCGUAAUUCCGCGCUGGUGCUGUCCUGGCUGCGGCUCGUGCAGGCGGCGCGCAGCCGGGAGGAGCAGAACACGGAGGCCUUCCUGAAAGCGGGUCAGCUGUAUGUAAGGACCACCCGAGACGUCCAGGAGGAGGAAGAACUGCUGGUGUGGUACGACCAGGAGCUGUCCCACCUCCUGGGCUUCACUGACAAGACCAAAGGCUCGAAGCAAGAAUUCAAAUGCGGGCGAUGUCACCAGAUUUUCAAACAUGAGUAUCCCUUCCUGGCCCACUGCCGAUUCCUGUGUCCUCAAGUGAAGACUGACACCUGGAGCCGCGAGAUCUACGAGCACAAGCACGUGGAAAUUAAGAAGCAGCACCGAGUGACAGAUUUCCACAACAUCGCUCGAGAUUUGGAGCAGAAAAAAUCUGGCUGCAACGAGGACGCGGAGGUUUCCUCCAAGAGGAGGAAAUAUGAGGAGAGCCUUCAUCCCAAAUGGCGAAAAACGGUUCUUUUGGAGAAGACGAACAUUUCAAAUGACGACAACAUCACGCAGCUGGUUAAAGGCUCCGACCAGUCAGCAGGGGAGAGCUCUUCUUCUGAGGAGAAACUAAAAUCUGAUCAGAUCAAAUCGGAUACCGUGGGACACAAAAGUGAUGAAACUCCGCUGGAAACCAAGAGCCUUUUUACGCACGACAGAGAGAUGAAAGCGCGGCCGGAGAGAGAGGAAGGCUCUGGAGUGCAUUCAAGCGGCAGCAGUGCGUUUUCUCUAGUCCUUCCCUACAACCAAGGAGAGCAGAAAAGCGCUUUUUGUAAACCAAGUAAAAGAACUUCUCCGGGUGAGCCACAGGCGCAUCUCAGCGGCGCUUCAACAGCCCCCUCUAGCCGCCUGGAGGAGAUGACCGACGCCUUCGCCUCCAGGACCGUAAUGGGAUACAACAAUCUGAUUGCAUCCAACAUCCUGAGCGGUGAACUGCAGACUGUGCCCUCCCCUGUUGCCAUGAAUAACGCUUUCCAUUACGCGCCGGAGCACUGGUCCAGGAGCAUCGGCGCUCAGCUGCAAACCGCGUCCUCUCUCACGAUCCUCCCGCCCACCUUCACCUCCUUCGGCGUGUCGGUGCAGAACUGGUGCGCAAAGUGCAACCUGUCUUUCCGCAUGACCUCUGACCUGGUCUUCCACAUGCGCUCUCACCACAAGAAGGAGUUUGCGGCGGAGUCGCAGGUGAGGAGGAGGCGAGAGGACAAACUCACCUGCCCCAUCUGCCACGAAUACUUCCGAGAGCGACACCACCUGUCCAGACACAUGACCUCUCACAACUGAAACGACGAGCGACUAAAAACUAUAUUUAUUUCCUAAUGGUGCUCCUAUUUAACAAACCCGGACUCCUGAUUCACUCCGAGACUCUGUUGCAGGCUGUAAACAUUGAAUGUAGGUAUCUGUAACAUAGCCAGUGGGACACAAGUGACCAUUUCAACCUGUCCAGUAGGUGUCGCUAGAGGUGCAUGUAGAGACGGAGGCCGCUGCAGUCAGACGUCUGUCCUCUGAGCUCUGUGUGUUGGGUUGAUCAUUAUUUUGUGCCUUAAGGAACGCCGGAGGGAAGACAGACUGUGAGGACAGCUCAUGAUUGUGUGCGUAAAUAUCCGGAGGGAAUCCUCGUGUUUAUCAGCUUUUCUCUGCUCUGGUUUGUACAGCGGAUAUGAACUGAGUGUGUUUGCACAUUUGUUUGGAAAUCUAAAGUCAUAAAAGUGAAACAAACGUCUUGGGUAUUUUUUCCCCCUCUACAUCAAGCUGGUUUAAGUUGAUUUAUUUUGGUCCAACAGGUGGCGACUGAGACCAGCUUUUGUUCUCUCAGAGGAUUUAGUGUUCAAAAGUUCACCUCAGUGUGUUAUCUUUGUGUUUAGACUGUCCCAACUGCUAUCAGGAUGUUGGUAAUUAAUUGGGGAAAAAAUAAAAUGUUGCACUACACAAUAGGAGGAAA